Molecule: messenger RNA, 2252 nt
Organism: Hyaloscypha bicolor E
Lineage: Eukaryota; Fungi; Ascomycota; Leotiomycetes; Helotiales; Hyaloscyphaceae
Exons: 5
Coding region: 472-2196 (574 amino acids)
Biological process (GO): amino acid transmembrane transport
Cellular component (GO): vacuolar membrane
Molecular function (GO): amino acid transmembrane transporter activity
Source: RefSeq, a predicted model, not a curated record
GAGCAGCAACCAUGCAUGAUCUGCACUAUCAGCAGCAGAUCAACACCUUACCGUCGGCGUCGUCAGCGAUGGAGAAGAGAAGGAGAAAGAGAGAAGUGGAUGUCGUUCAUCCUCGGCGCCGGAAGCGAAUCCUUACACACCUACCCCUGCUUGCCUGGACCCCUUAUCCAACGUCUCUCAUCUCCGACACCUUGGUACCUUGAUAACGAUAGACAGGACUUGCUUAAUUCGGCAAGUAUCGGCAAUCCACAUGGUUUGUCUUCAAGCUGGUCGAUUUCAGCCAUGGUUAUAAGAAGAAUGGGUAAACUCCGACCCCACCCUGCGAGUCUGUAGCCGAAUUCCUCAGCUCAGGUCCCAUCUCAGAUAAGGGCGUGAGUUUCAUGGACAUAAGUACCUCUAUGCGGUCUCCCGCAUGGUGGCACAUCUUGCUCACUCUCUAGAUAACCAAUAAUCUCACUCACGUCAGUCGUCAUGGCUUCUCCAGCAAAUCUCGCACUCGAUGGUGGCGAUCCUCGACAGGAAGGUGGACUUGGGGUCUCAAACUACCCACCACAGAUGAUUCGCAAGCUUCACGACCCUACUAUAUCAUUUGAAGAGUAUCUCCAUUACGCCAAAGAAUCUCGAGCUUGGGAAGCAAGUGCGGCAAAUGCGGAAUCCACAUCUCUCGAAGGAUCUGCUUUGAAGAGACGCUUCAGACUCGGAAAAGAGAAAAAGAUCAUUCAGGGAGAAGCCCCUCAGCCAGCGAUUGGUAAUGCGAUAGCUACCGAGAAGCAUUCCUUGGCCAAGGAGUCGCUGAAGAAUGGUAGCGUCACGGGAGUGGUGACAUCAAACGUCACUGAUGAUGAGUGGUCGACUGCAUCCAGGGCUGCCCGGACUGCAACUUGGGGAGCCGUGUUCUUCUUGCUCACAACCGAUAUCUUGGGUCCUUUCUCUGUUCCAUGGGCCAUUGCUCAGACUGGAUUUGGUCCUGGAUGGGCUUUGUACACCUUAUUUGGAAUUUUUGCUGGCUACUCUGGUUGGCAGAUUUGGGUGAUGUAUAUACACCUCGACUCGGAUCGUCAUCCCUGCAAAUCGUACGGCAACAUAGCAUACCGAAUCUUCGGUCCUUGGGCCAGGUAUUGCGUCAAUAUGCUGCAAUCCAUCCAACUUCUGUUUAUCGUGUCUGGCGUAGUCCUAUCAAGCGGCCAGUCGAUUGCGCAGAUCUCGAAGAAUUCCAUCUGCUACAUCAUCUGCAUCUUCAUCUAUACAAUCGCAGGCAUGUUUGUUGGACAAGUCAGGACUUUGCAGAGGUUUGGUUGGUUGGCGAAUCUCGCGGUUUGGCUCAACUUGCUCAUCAUGUUUAUUGUCAUGGGAGUAGCAGCGCACUCAUCACCAAACUACCAAGCCACACUAGCAUCCUACAGCAUUCCAGAAGGCCCCGUAAUCACCUACGCCGGAACACCUCCGGGAACAACUUUCCUACGAGUGUCGAUGAUGUUCUGCGAGUUUAUGUCCGAGAUGCGCAAGCCAACCGACUUUUGGAAAGGUCUGAUCUGCGCACAAGCCGUUAUUUACACCUGCUACGUCACCUUCGGCAUGGUGGUUUACAGUUUCCAAGGCCAGUUCGCGUUCAACCCCGCUAUGCAAGGCUUGUCGCCGUCAAUUAGCAAACGGGCGGAAUAUUAUGUUCCUAUUUUCUGGCCUGAUUGCCGCUGUCUUUACAGUAAUAUUGGGAUCAAGGUCAUGUAUGUCAACGUCCUUCAGGAGCUUUUGCAUGCCCCACCCCUCACCACCAAGACGGGGAAAUGGCUCUGGAUUAGUCUAGUGCCUGUCUAUUGGUCCGUAGCAUUCAUUAUAUGCGCCUCCAUCCCCCAAUUCAGCUAUAUCUCCGGUCUCGUCGGCGCAGUUUGUAUCCUGCAAUUCACAUACACCUUCCCUCCGAUCCUCAUGCUCGGAUUCGAGAUCAAGAAAGGGGCGAUCCUACCAUCGGAGGUCUUUGACGCUGUGACCGGCACCUUUACGAGGGAAGACGGCGGUGUGAAGAGGUGGGCGAGAGGCUUCAUGCAGAAGUGGGGUGUCAAUGCUUUUAAUGUUUUCUAUGCGAUUGGUGCUACGACAACGGCUGUGCUGGGUAUUUACUCCAGUGUUGUCAGUUUGAUUGCUGGGUUUAAGGGAUUGACUGUGGCGACGAGUUUUUGGUGUGCUGCUCCUGUGUGAUGCUAUUCUGGGAUGUUUAUAUGUGCCAUACGUUUCGGACUCUCACCACAUUGAAA